Xiphias gladius (swordfish) is the source of this 7372-nucleotide messenger RNA. It is a transcript of the gene bahd1, whose product is annotated as bromo adjacent homology domain containing 1. The transcript is spliced from 7 exons. The coding region runs from base 693 to 3272 and encodes 859 amino acids. The record is from RefSeq and is a predicted model, not a curated record. Lineage: Eukaryota; Metazoa; Chordata; Actinopteri; Istiophoriformes; Xiphiidae. Gene Ontology annotation, molecular function: chromatin binding.
UUGGAGUAGGAAAAAAAAAAAAGAAGAAGAAGAAGAAGAAAAAAGAGAAAAGAGGCUUCACUCGAUCAAGUCAACAUGAGUCGCCUUGCACUCCGUUUUCCUCCUUCACUCGCGGGAAGCGUACACCUGACGCAUCACUCUCUCCCCCGGUGGAAGUGAUCUUCGCGUUUACACGUCGACCCCGCGGGGUCACUUCCCCGUCUCCCGGGGCGGCGAGACCCACGAGGCUUCAACUCCCGUCGUCUCUCGGGCACAAAAACCGAAAGUGUCGGCGGCAGGACAAGCUGGGGCGAUGAGACCGCUGGGUGCCGGAGUAAUGCGUGUCAGCUGUGGACCGAUGAGCUCGAUCCCUCCUUCUCGCUGCUGAUCGAUACGCCCACGAGGGCGACUUUCGGAGCGGUCGCCUCUCGGCUCGUGCACGCUCGUGCAGGUGGGCACGGCCGUGGGGGUUCGUCUCGACGGCGAGUAGAGCCGCGGCCGGGACUCCCAGCUCGAGGUCGCAGGAAGACAUCGCACGGGCAGCCACUGUGGGAGGAAAGUUUGAGGGGCUCGACUCCGCGGCGCAGAGUGUAUGGACCUAUCUGAUGAUCCAUGAUGGUGCUCACUGAAGGCCGUCUCUGAGCUGAAACACAUUGUCGUAAGACCCUGUGGAUGAAUAGGAGGUGUUGUAUCUGCUCCCGGACGCUGAGACCAUGGUGAAAACUCAGCGGAGCCAGCCAGUGAAAUGUGGGAAGCCCUGGAAGGACAAGAGAAGCAAGGAAAAGGGAGGUAGUUUGAAAAAGGUGAAAGAGAGAAAGAAUGAGCUGAAAGGAAAGAAAAAGAAUGAUAAAAAAGAGUCAUACCGACGUAGGAAGAAGACAGUGGUGGGAGAUGGAGACGCACUGGACUGUUGCGUCCUGCUAACCCGUUUGGAGGAGAAAGGAGGUGUGGGUAAAGAAAAGGAUGCAAAAAAAGCUGGGAAACAAAGGAGCGUUAAAAUCAAAAAGAAGCUUCUCCUCAGCUCCAGUCACAGACGGACCAAAUCUGGACUAAAGAAAACUUCCACAGCCAAUCAACAAGCACUGGAACCAAAAAUCAACCAAUCUGACGCCUUACUCAUGCUGCCCACACCUGUCCAUGAACCCCGCAGGCGGAGAAUGGCCUCUCUUAACGCUGAGGCUGUCAACAGCUUGCUGCUCUACAGAGACGAUUCUUUCACAUCAAAUCUCAUGAAGAAACGGCAGUCUUCUAAUGAAGAUCCAGCUAAAGAUAGUCUCAAUAAAACUGAACAGAGAGGUCAUAAAACUAAAAAGGUUUCUUCAGAAGGGAAAGCAGCACUAAAAGAAAAUCCUAAAAAACAGAAGCGGUCAUCGGCGGAAGCUCUUAACAUCGACUGGCUGAGUUUGUUUGCACCAACCCCUCGGCGCCAGGCAGGCCUCACUGCUGCAACACUGCUCAAACUCACCAGUGCCCCGUAUGGAACCAAACGGCAAAAGAAGUCGGAGCCCAAACCAGGGAGUGGAAGUGAAGCAUCAGCUACGAGUCAGGAUGAGAUUAGCUGUAAACCCUCGUGUGGAGGAACAAUGCAGACCAAAAGAACAACACAUCCCAAACAUGAGGAGCAACUCAAGCACAGACAACAGGGUACAGAGGAUCCAGUCCAUUCCCAGCUGGGCCCUAACAUCCAGGGAUGCUGUAGUUCAUGUAAGACAGAGGCUUUGGAUCCUGAUUGGAAAGGCGCCAAAGGGGGGCCGGAGUGUCUGAAGCAUGCUCUCCAUUGUGGCUCCGCAAUGGGAUUCUCUGUAAAAACGAUCAAAGAGGAGCAGGUGGAAACCGAGGUGUCUUCCUGCUACUGCUGCUCCCAGGAGAGGUGUGUCGAGUACUGUCACAGACUGGCCCUCUUCCUGGAGGACAAGACCUUCAAGGAACCAGAGGAUGGCUCGCUGUCCGACGUGUUCCACCACCACCAUCACCACCAUCAUCAUCAUCAUCACCAUCUUCAGUCUCCUCAUUCUGUAGCCCACCCAGCAGCCAUAACUAUCAGCCCACACACGUACACCUGUUUCCCUGGCUACUACGUCCACUUCAGCCACCCGGACAGUUCCUCCUCUUCUGUAUCACCCCUUGCUUUAUGCCCAAGGAGCAGCAAGAGACCCAAACUACUCCCCAGCACAGGUCCGCAGCCCUCAGGAAUUAGCCAUCCAGUGUACUGCUGCACCUCAGUGGAGGCACGCUACGGAGAGCCCUGCAGGAUCAACGGCUACUCCGCUUAUACCAAUGUGAUUCCAACCAUUGCCAGAGGAGGGUGCUCCUUCAGCCCCACAGACUGCACCAACUGUAACCAUGGCAUCAAAAGAGACGACUACCCAUCAACCCUCAAUGACCAUCACAGCCCCUCCUCCAUCCCCAUCUCUCCCACCCCCAGAAUCCUCACUGGCUGCCCCAUUCCCACUGUGCCUCCAGCCGGCCAAUCAGUGCCCCACGUUCAGACUCCGCUGUCUGACCCCAGCCAACCACAGGCUCCGCUGCAGGUGGCGAAGGAGUGUCCGCAGAGUGCCAAGCCGCCCAGCGGGUCAAGGUCUGGCGCACGUGGCACCGGCAGCAUCAGCUCGGCUGUCUGCCCUCUCAACAGGGACAAGAAACAGAAGCUCAGCUCACCCGGUGUCAGAGAGCGAUCAGUUGCCAAGCAGCUGAAGAACAGCCGCCAAAAAACCACCAACGGCUGGCGGCCAGUUGGCCUUCCCUUUCAGAAGGAGGUUUUCUCUGUGGGAGAGGAGGCUCUGGUGCUGAGGAAAUGUUUCGAGGGAGUCCAGAGGGACGGGGAGUUGAUUCGGGUCAGAGACACUGUUCUGCUCAAAUCUGGACCUAGGAAGAAGUCUCUGCCUUAUGUGGCCAAGAUCUCAGCUCUGUGGGAAGAGCCAGAGUCAGGGGAGCUGAUGAUGAGUUUGUUUUGGUACUACCGUCCAGAACACACACAGGGGGGACGCAACCCCAGUAUGCAUUGUGAGAAUGAGAUCUUUGCGUCUCGUCACCAGGAUGUGAACAGUGUGGCCUGUAUUGAAGACAAAUGCUAUGUCCUAACAUUGGCACAGUAUUGUCGAUUUUGUGCCUUGGUAAAACGCCAUAGGGAGGGUGUACAUGACAGUGCCGCCUCCCUCGUGGUGCCACCCAUCGUUGGCAACGCCAUGCCCAACCACCACAGUGUGCCCAAUGACAUCGACCCAGAGCUGGUGUUUUUCAGUCGACACGUCUAUGACUUCCGCUAUGGACGCCUCCUCAAGAACCUGCAGUAGCACCUGACGAGCAUGACAUUAUCCUAUGGGACGUGAGAUAAUGUUACUCUGAUUUCAUCCUCCACAACUUUAAUUAGCUACAAACCUACCUGCUGCCUCUGUGAGAGAGGAACUGGAAGUCUAGGAUGAAGGAGACAAGAGCUUAUUUUGAUUUGAAAUCUCUUGUUCAUACUUAACAUGCCACACAUUAAUUAGUAAGAGUAAUGGUCUGACAUAUUGUAUAAGAGUUAUUAAGGCGAUGUGAAUGGUCUUUAUCAUACAUGCCUCUCUGAUGUUGUAGCAGCUGUGUGAAGAACCUGGAACGUACUCUGCUGUAGAAAAUGCUACUGUAGCUCUUAGAAAUGUGACAUUUGAUAGAUAUGAAGAUACGUUGAUGUUACAUGUGAAUAAUGUUACUAUCUGCCUGCAGAUAUCAGACACACAAAGUCUCAAUGAUACACCAUGGGUAAAGAAAAUCAGAGGCAUAUUGUGGAGUAAAAAGAGAUUUCUGGGUGGCUGAAGACUUUCAUCACAUUCAUAUUUAGAUUUCUCUGUAACUUGCUGUUGAUUGUUGUCCAUCUGAACGUAGUUUUACAGAAAAGCUCUAGAGCGAACAUCUGUGUUCAAGUUGUUUUUAAGAAAUAUUUCAACAUUUUGGUAAAUGGGCUUAUUUACUUUCUUGCAAAAAGUUAGAUGAGAGGAUUGAUACCUUUCUCUCGGCUGUACAGUAAAUAUACAGCUAGAGGUAUAAUAGCUCAGCAUAAAAACUGGAAACAGGGAGAAACAGCUAGCGUGGCUUUGAAAAGAGUCAGGCUAGCUGUUUCCCCCUAUUUCCAUUCUCUAUGCUGAACUGAGCUAAGAGGCUGUUGGCUGAAGCUACAUAUUUACCAUACAGAUGUAAAUCUCAGCGAGAAAGCAAACAAGCAUAUUUCCAAUAUCUUAAAAUAUUCUAUUAUUUAACAUUUCCAUUUUCACGUAAGUGUAAAUGAAUCGUAGGUCUAUGUAGUGAACACAGCUUUGAAGAAAGGUCUUGACCAGAAAAUUUAAUUUAAAUGUACUCCGUUUUAUCAUCACUGAUCAAAUUCGUGCACAGCUAAGAAUGAAAUGUGGAAGUUUUGCGGCUACAUCUCUUGUGAGCUUCUAAGAUAUGUCAUAUCUGUAACUGUGAAAUUCACCUCAUUGGUGGUUUUCACACUGUAGGACAGACGUGCACUCUGCAAAGAAAGCACAGUUGAGUUUGCUUGGUUUCGCAUUUGUGAAGAUGUCCGACGAGCUGAGCAUUGAGGGGAUUUUUGUUAUGCCAAUGCUGAGGAAUAUUUUACUUUCUCAAGGCUGUUUGCCAGAAGUGUGAUUUGACUCUGGUGUCAGCUAACUGUAUAUUUGCAUUUAUAUGUCUGGAUGAGUGUUUGUUCUUGGCAGAUGGCAUCAGUUAGUCACCUAUAUUCUUGUUUCUUCACCGCUGAGAUGGUGAGUAAUGUAUUCAGUGUAGCAUUUAGAUCUGUGAUGAUUCAUUCCUAUGUUUGAGAGAAGAUAUGUAUUUAUUUCUGUACUGAGAAAAUAUAAUUUAUUUUCAAAAGAUAAUUUUAAAGAAUAGAGUUUUAGAUGAGUGGCUUUCAUUCCUGAUUAGAGAGAAGGUCAAAGUUGUCUCUCUUUCUUAGCUGCACUGUCUAAGAUGAAAAGGGCGUGAGUCUUUUGCAAUAGUAUUUCUGUGACCGACUGAGCUUGCUUGCCCACUACAAGCCUAAUCAAAGUUGUGCUGAGAAGUUGAAGUCCUCCAAGCAGAUUUGAGGACACAUCUGGAGCAUUUGGAAGGAUAUCAGAUACAGUUUGAAGGCCACCUGAUAACAUGUGACCAGAGAUGCUUAACCUUCAGGACCAACACGUACCUUGGCCUCUCCCAACUUCCUGUCAUUCUCCUUUCACGUCUCCUCGGACGUUUAAGCUUUGCAUCUUCACCUUUAAAUGCUGAAUUCUACAAUGGUUUAAACUUACCGUGCCAUUAGCCUGUGCCCUUGAUCUUGCUGCCUUAUAGAACAUUCCCAGCCUCUCCUUUAGAAAUGUGUACCAAUCUCAGCCUGGGGUUAGGAAAGGUUGUUAGUGUGCUGAUCUUGAUUCCUAGAUGCUUGAAAUGCAUCUCAGGUCCAUCUCAUUUAUCUGAAGUGUAAAACUGACCCUUGAUCAACACUUUUACUUUGACAAAUGUCUGCAAAUCACUGAUUCAAACCGAAAGUGAUCUUUAGAAUCGAACACCUGAAGACUAGAUGGCUAAGAAUAGUUUGACAUUUUGAAAAAUACACUUAUUCACAUUCUUGCAGAGCGUUACACAAGAGGUUUGAUACACCUCACAAAUGUGUGUGCUAAACAUGUAGAUGAAGCCAGCAGCCAGUUAGCUUAGCUCAGCAUAAAGAAUGGAUGCAGGGGGAAACAGGUAGCCUAGCUCUAUCAGAAAAGGCAACUAAAGCCACCUACUAGCACCUCUAAAUAUCACAAAUUAACAUGUUAUACCUCGUUUAAUCUGUAAGAAUUUAAAAUUACACAAUAACAAUAAAUUGUUUGCUUUUAGUGGUGUCCCUUUGCCUCCAGUCUUUAUGCUAAACUAAACUAAGUAGUGGAUAGUGGCUGUAGCUUCGUAUUUGACAUACAGAUACGAGAAUGGUCUUGAUCUUUUCAUCCAAAUCUCUACAAGAACGCAUUUUUCCCAAAAUGUCAAAGAUUUCCUUUAAAUUUUUAAUUUUAUCCUUCUCAAACAACAGAAGCUAUGGUUAGCUUGAUUUGUAAUGGUUGCUAUGAAUUCUAUUUGGUUUUUGCACAAGAAGUGCCAAAAAGUCCAUAGAAACUUCCUAAACCACUUCUUCAGCAUAAUCCACCUCUUAACUGUCCAUCUACAUGCUCAUUAUGUUCCAAACAAUCACAUUUUUGCCAAAAAACUGCUAAAGAAAUUUUUUUGGCAGAGCUUUGUGGAUGGUGAUAGCACAACACAGAGGUGGUGGUGAAGAAAUGGAUUAUGCAGGAGUAUUUGCGACGUUACAAGUCUUUUACUCUUCUUUGACACUUGUCACCAUUUGAAUACUUGGUAUCCAACAUGUUGCCGGCAAGCGCUGUUCUACAUGAAGGAGGAAAAUACAAGCUAGUAACAGCCACCUUACAAGCAUAGGGGGUGAGUCUUUGAUCAAAAAACUUUGGGUGGAAUAUCAUUUGAAACUACCCACUUCCUGUCUUACUUCUGCUUUACUCCCUGUACAAAGGGUGCAGUAAUGUGUGUGUGGGUGUGUUAAUUUACAAAAAUAGAAUUCGCUAUAAUUAAUGAAUGGAUUUAAUAGUCUAUUUGACUUUCAAACAAGUUUCCUUGGAUGAAUAUAUUCAUAUUGGUUAAUUCAGUUCAGUAGGCUAAAAACAAGAGAAUGGGCCCCGCCGAUUCUAUCUAUCUUUUCUCAGUAAACCAAAUGUAAUCAGUCUGUAUCCAAACAGUAGAAAGACCUCUCCACUGAUUAAAACAUUUUAUUGAUUACCAAUGCAUGAUGGACGUAGUAAAGCCCACACAGCACAAUACUACAAAGCAGAAUUGGGUAAACUACAUUUGGUUUGAUUUCAAUUUCAAAUCCCACUGGGUGUUCUGGAUCAGUGUUAGAAACAGCGUACAUAUUAUGGCCUUAGGAAUCAUUCAGCAAACUAAUUAUAUUUAAUCAAGAUGUGUGAUACUUAUGUCUUAGGUGGUCCUCUGUGCCUAUUCCCAUUAACCCGUAUAUAUUCCAAGCAUUUACCAUGAAGAGGAUGAGCAGUUGCUGUUGUUUUUACUUACCUUCCAAAUGCCUUUCAUUUUUGUCAGAUGAUGCUGGUCUGAUCUUGAAUCCCCACAAAGAAAUGUUUGCACCAAAAAGAGAGAGAGAGCGCAAGAGAGAGAGAGAGAGAGAGAGAGAGAGAGAUUAAGGUAUUGAAAAAUGAAUUUAACUUCAUUCCCAGGUGUACAAAAACCUAAACUUUUGUUCUUCUGAUGUGAAUUUAUGUUCAUAUUCUUUGCAUGGCGUUUUGGAGAUAUUCAUCACAGCACAGAUCAUUUGUAUGAUUUGAAAUGGACCUCUGUAAUAUAAGAAAAAUAUUUAAUUGUAAUAAAUAAUAUAUGA